UAUCGCUCCUGCAGCAUGGGAAGCGGGCACACUACAAGCCAGUUACAAGUUAAGCUGAAGUGAGUGCUAUUCACCACUUAUCUUUGACGGCAAAGAUGUCAUCAAAAAAGAAAAAUAAAGGGAGGUCGUCCAGAUAUAAUGAAGGGGAAAGUGGGAGUGGUUUAGGAGAAAGUUUCUCUUCAGCUGGGUCGCCAAGAAUUCACAGUUCAGUAGACGAAGAAGAAAGCAAAAUUCAAUAUAACCUGUUGCUCACUGUCACUGACUUUUUGGACAAGGCUGAUGAAAAAGUUCCAAAAUCCUGCAGAAGAUCGCUUGUACAACUGAGCCUUAAUAGCAUGAAAUCAGCAAACAUCUGCAUUGGACGACCAGUCUUGCUUUCAAGCAGUGGUGGUAAGCAAGAAGUAUGCAUUGCUUGGCCUGCAGCAAGUUUUCCAGGAGGGAAGGUUGGAUUGAAUGGGAACACACAGAGGAAUUUGAAAGUUAAGACUGGAGAUACAAUUACUGUCCAACCUGUGAUGGGCCCUAUAUUGCAGGCAGAGGAUGUGCAUGUAACAAUGCGACAGAAAGACGACUGUUUAAAUAUGGAUGAAUUUACUGACUUUCUUCUUAGAUCUAUGGACAGAAAAAUUGUCCUGCCAGGAAAUGUCCUGAACGUGACAUUUUAUGGCCGUUCCUGCAGCUUGAAGGUGACAAAGGUGAAAGGAGUGGAUGGCACAGUAUUGGAAACGCUAGGUUUACAGUUAAAUGAAACAGAAAAUGAAGCACCUGACAUGUUAACUGUGGACACGAGUGCCAUGAACAUAUCUUUGCAGCUUAGUCAGUUGAACUUCGAUGAUGGUGAAAAGAGUCCUCCAGCAAGCACUCCAAGCAAGCCCAGUACCCACGAUUCAUUCACUACUCCCACUAGCAAUGAACUGAUCCCCAGCUCCUCUCCACUUUAUACUGUAGAGGAAGUGGACAGGCUGGAAGAACACAGUGUAAGCGACUUUGCCAAAGUGAAACAGGGUAAAACUCAAGAGGAGCUGAUCUCACAUCCAUGCGAUUCAGGAAUGAAAUACAACACUGACACUUUUUAUUACAUAUCGACUCUCACAAAAGUAAAAUUUAUAGAACAGGAGGUUGACACUGUUGAUGAACAGGAGACUAAGCCCAAAGUAACCUACAGCAUGAUUGGGGGACUGAGCAAUCAGCUGGAUGCUAUAAGAGAAACAAUUGAGCUGCCCUUGAAGCACCCUGAGCUGUUCAAGAGCUAUGGCAUUCCUGCACCCAGAGGAGUGUUGCUGUAUGGACCACCAGGAACUGGGAAAACUAUGAUAGCCAGGGCUAUUGCUAAUGAAGUAAAAGCACACAUGACUGUGAUCAAUGGUCCUGAAAUCAUGAGCAAGUUUUAUGGAGAAACAGAAGCAAGGCUGAGGCAGAUAUUCUCUGAAGCGUCGCAACGCGCGCCAGCAAUCGUUUUUAUUGAUGAAUUAGAUGCAUUGUGCCCAAAGAGGGAGGGUUCUCAGAAUGAAGUAGAGAAGAGAGUGGUCGCUUCUCUGCUUACCUUGAUGGAUGGCAUAGACUCGGAGAAAAGCAAUGGCCAGGUCCUUGUUCUAGGUGCUACAAACCGGCCUCAUGCCCUAGAUCCAGCUCUCCGCAGGCCCGGCCGCUUUGACAAGGAAGUCGAGGUUGGUGUUCCUAAUGCGAUGGAGCGAGCAGACAUCCUGAAGAAGCAGCUGAGGGACGUCCCCUGUCUCCUGACUGAAGAGCAGGUUGUGCAGCUUGCUGACAGUGCCCAUGGGUAUGUGGGGGCAGACUUGGCAGCUGUCUGCAAGGAAGCAGGGCUGUAUGCUUUGCGUCGAGCUUUAGGCAAACACACACAACCCUCAGACAUCCAGGUGAUGGGAACUGUGGCAGUUACUCUCCAUGACUUCCUGCAAGCGAUGAAUGAUGUCAAACCCAGUGCCAUGAGGGAGGUUGCAAUUGAUGUCCCCAAAGUGCGCUGGUCGGAUAUAGGUGGAAUGGAGAAUGUGAAACUGAAAUUAAAGCAAGCGGUAGAAUGGCCGUUGAAACACCCAGAAUCUUUCACAAGAAUGGGGAUUGCGCCCCCUAAAGGUAUUCUUCUGUACGGCCCCCCUGGAUGCUCCAAGACUAUGGUAGCAAAGGCCUUAGCCAAUGAGAGUGGGCUCAACUUCUUGGCUAUAAAGGGUCCAGAACUAUUGAGUAAAUACGUGGGUGAAUCUGAAAGAUCUGUCAGAGAAAUCUUCAGGAAAGCUAGAUCUGUGUCCCCAGCAAUUCUCUUCUUCGAUGAAAUUGAUGCCUUGGCUGUAGAAAGAGGAAGCUCUUCGGGUUCUGGGAAUGUUGCUGACCGUGUCCUUGCACAGCUGCUGACUGAAAUGGACGGGAUUGAGCAGCUCAGGGAUGUCACUAUCUUGGCAGCCACGAACCGUCCAGAUAUGAUAGACAAGGCCUUGAUGCGGCCAGGUCGGAUUGAUCGAAUCAUCUACGUGCCUUUGCCAGAUGCAGCCACACGCGCAGAGAUACUUAAACUACAGUUUAGAAGAAUGCCCAUUGCUGAUGAUGUCUCCCUCGAUGACCUUGUGAUCAAAACAAAGAAAUACUCAGGAGCUGAGAUCACCGCUCUGUGCAGAGAAGCUGCUUUGUUGGCUCUGCAGGAGGACAUCCAGGCCCAGCAGAUUAUGGGAAGACACUUCGAAAGUGCUCUGGAAAUUGUUACACCAAGGAUUCCUGAUUCACUUAUCCAGUUCUACAGCAACUACCAUGAGCAAAGUGGUCUGCAUACACUUUGACCAUAUCUGAAGAUUUGAGAUACAACAUUUCAGUCACCCCAUGUUACUAAACAUUGUGUACCAGGAGGCUCACACGGUACUGAAGAGUCAGGUCCCUGUACUUUUGCUUCAUUUAAUUGUUUUAGUAAAGGGUAUUUAAAAAUGCAUGAGAAUAAAGGUGAAUAUCCUGGUAGCAUUUCAAGAAAUGCGGGAUUGUAUUUACUGUCCUUUCCAAAACCAAAGUAUGCCCAUAAUUUGUCUUUGUAAUAUCAGUACAUGAUAAAACAGCAAGUUCUCUGGUCUGUCACCCUGUUAAAAGAACAAUGCUUGCACUAAUGUUAAAAUGAAUCCAUUAAAUUUCAUGAAAGUUG
Molecule: messenger RNA, 3139 nt
Organism: Polyodon spathula (Mississippi paddlefish)
Lineage: Eukaryota; Metazoa; Chordata; Actinopteri; Acipenseriformes; Polyodontidae
Gene: afg2a
Product: spermatogenesis associated 5
Exons: 16
Coding region: 96-2789 (897 amino acids)
Cellular component (GO): cytoplasm
Molecular function (GO): ATP hydrolysis activity; ATP binding
Source: RefSeq, a predicted model, not a curated record